Messenger RNA from Aquila chrysaetos chrysaetos, 3530 nucleotides. RefSeq names its product testis expressed 10 (gene TEX10). Lineage: Eukaryota; Metazoa; Chordata; Aves; Accipitriformes; Accipitridae. Gene Ontology annotation, cellular component: MLL1 complex; nucleus. The coding region runs from base 628 to 3411 and encodes 927 amino acids. The transcript has 15 exons. The record is from RefSeq and is a predicted model, not a curated record.
AGGGGGGGGAGCUCGGCGGCGCUGUUGCCGCGCGGGAAGAGGAAGAGGAGGAGGAAGAGGAAGAAGAGGAAGAGGGAGGAGGAGGAGGAGCAGGCGGUAGCGCCCGGCCCGACCCGGCCCGGCCCUGCCCUGCGCUGAUCGGCCGCCUUUUGUGUGACCCACCCCCUUUCUCUCACGCUCCUGCGCAGGGCGGCGGGAAAGCGUGAGCACAGCCGCGGGCGUGCCGGUCCCGGCUAAACCGGCGGCCUCGGCUCCAUCCCCGGCCGGGGGCCUCCUCCUCCUCCCCCGCCCCCUGCCUUGCCUCCCGCGGGGGUGCUUCCCUCAGCCGCUGCUCCCGCCUCGCCUGCCGCUGGAGGAGCCCCGGCUCUUCCCCGCGACGCGGCUGCGGCGGCUCCCGGGAGCCGAACUUGGCGGCCUCCCCGCCGGCAGCGGGCGGGAACUAACGCGCUUUAUUUAAACGCCCCGUAGAGAGAGCGACUGGAGAGAAGCGGUUCUUCGGGAACUAAGCCGAAAGAUGUCCCGGGACGGUGAGGAGGGUUGUUUAACGGCCUAGACCGGCGGGAGGAGCCGCCGCCGCCGCCGCCGCCUCCUCCGCUUCAGCAGCGCUUCGGCUCUGGGAGAAUCAGAAUGACUAAAAAAAGGAAACAUCAAGAAGAUUUCCAGAAAGUGAAAUUAAAAGUUGGGAAAAAAAAGCCUAAACUAGAGAAUGCAACUGAUACUACCUUCAAAACAAAGGCCAUACAGAUUCCUGAGCAGCUUAAAGAAGAUGGAGUGCUUCCUACGCAAAAUAGAAAACUUAACAUAAAGGAUCUGCUUUCACAGAUGCAUCACUAUAGUCCUGGGGUUAAGCAUAAUGCACUUCUUGGGCUCAAAGAUCUCCUGUCUCAGUAUCCAUUUGUAAUUGAUGCACACCUUUCAAAUAUAAUAAGUGAGGUGGCAGCUGUGUUUACAGACAAAGAUUCUGGUGUCAGAGGAGCAGCUGUUCACCUACUGCAAUUCUUGGCUUCAAAAAUAAGAGCGGAACAGAUUGCUCCAUUUUUUCCUUUGGUAAGUGCCCAUCUCUCCAGUGCCAUGACUCAUAUCAGUGAGGGAAUUCAGGAAGAUUCAUUGAAAGUCUUGGAUGUUUUAUUGGAAGCAUACCCAACUCUUCUCACAGACCGCAGCAGUAUAUUGUUGAAGAAUUUUGUAGAGCUUAUUUCUCACCAGCAACUGUCAAAAAGACUGAAAAGCAGAGAGAAACUUUCCUGGAUGCUCUCUGUUAACCCAAAUCGCAGAGUAACCUCUCAGCAGUGGAGGUUGAACGUACUUACCAGGCUCAAGAAGUUUCUCCAGGCAGUGGUAGAUGGAUCCAGUGAAAUAGAGGAUGAAGGGCUUCAAGAGCAAAAGGAUGGCCCUCAUUCUGUGAGGAACCCAAUAUGUAUAAGUUGGAAGGUCCAUGCAAAUAAUCAGCAACAUAUACAACUGUUUGAAAAUGGUGGCUUACGACCAAAGAUCAACUCAUCAUUUAGACUGAGGUCUCUGGCAAGUGUAAUGGACAGUGCAGAAAAAGGCCUGUCCUCGGCUGAAAACUUAAAAGGUUUUAUUGAGAUAAUAAUUCCAUUACUGAUUGAGUGCUGGAUUGAAGCAUCUCCUGCACAAUCAGCUCCCAUUCUUGGAAACCUUUUGGAAUCAGAAUCUCAGCAGCUUAUGCAGCAAGUGCUUAGUAUAAUACAUUUAUUAUGGAAACUCACAAAGCGACAUGAUGAAACAUACAAAAUGGAGCUAUGGCUUCGAAUGAAUUACCUUGUUGAUUUCAAGCACCACUUCAUGCGUCAUUUUCCUUAUUCUUUACAAGAAACAGUAAAGCACAAAAAGAAAGAUUCGUGCAAAGGCAACAAGUAUUGUAUGACAUCCUCAAACAGCGUAGACCAUCUUUUACUGAACUUAACCUUGUGUGACAUAAUGGUUUCACUAGCAAGCACUUCAACACUUCAGAUGGAUUCUGGUUGGCUGGACAUGAUAAGGAAAUUUGUAACAGAUACUCUUCAGGAUGGCAGCAAGCUGAAUAGCAAGCAGGUGAAUAGGUUGCUUGGUGUGACUUGGAGACUAAUGCAAAUACAGCAAAACAAAGUGGCAACAGAACCCUUGAUAAAAGCAGUAUAUACACUAUAUCAGCAAAGGAAUCUCCUCUUUCCAGUUCGUACGUUGCUUUUGAAAUUUUUUAGCAGAGUUUACCAAAAAGAAGAUUUGAGGACUCAAAGAAUCAGAAGUCGAAGUAAAGUUCUAUCUCGUUGGUUGGCUGGUUUACCUCAGCAGCUUGCUUUGCUUGGCUUGAGAAACCCUGAGCUUUCAAAUCAGCUGAUUGACAUCAUUCACUCUGCUGCUUCUCGUUCGAACAAGGAAUUAUUACAAAGUUUACAAGCCACUGCUGCUCGAAUAUAUGAUCCGCUAGAUGGAACCCUGGUCCUGCUGCCGGCGGAGGCCCAGCGGCGGCUGGUGCAGCUGGUGUACUUUCUGCCCUGCCUGCCCGCCAGCCUGCUCGCCUGCCUCAGCCGCUGCUGCAUCAUGGGCAGGAUGUCCUCCGAGCUGGCCGCCACGCUCAUCGGGAUACUGCACAUGAGAUCAUCCUUUGCAGGCUGGAAGUGCCAAGUGCAGGAUAAUUCUGUGAAUGAUGUGGACUAUUUCAGCUUCUUGUUUUCAACCCUUAUAGGGUUUUCAAGAGAGGAGCUGACUAGUCUCCAGGGCAUUAGAGGAAAACCACACAUUAGCCAGACACAGCUUUCACCUGUCCGUCUUUACCUAACUGAUCUGGACCAGUUUUUACACCACUGGGCUGUGACAGAGAUGAUCUGUCACAGCUUGUCCACUAUACCUUCACAAAGUCAGUGUUUUGACAUUCUCCAGACAGGCAUCUGUAAAUACCUGGUUGGAUUGGUUGUAAUACCCGACAGUACAGCUGGAUCUGUUCUAUGUGCCAUAAAUAAGCUCUUGGAUCAAGCUUGCAUCCUAAGUGAAAACCUGCACAAGUUCUUAGCUUCUUGUUGUUACAGUCUUCUGUACUUUCUGCUAACUUUAGACAAAGAGGACGCAGAACAUGUACAGAAAAGGGAUAUGCUGUGGGGAUCGUGUAUUUCUGCAUUAGCACUCCUGCCACGAUUACUGAGACUGAUGCUGCAAAGUCUGCAAGUGAGCAGGAUCUGUCGGGAAGAACUGCCCGUUGUUGCUCAGUUGCUUCGCUUACUAAUGCAACAUGGUCAGCUCAGGAGCCAUAUGAUCACAAAUGAAUUUCUGGUGCAACAGAUUAUCAAGGACAUCAUGACACUGAAGAGUGGUGAAGUUCAAGAGCAGUGGCUAACAGACCUCCAUUACUGUUUCAACAUCUACCUUGCCUCUCAUCCCCAGGGACCUGGCCCUAUAAACACGGUAUAUUAAAGAGGUCGAACUGCAUUUAUUGUAAAGCAUUUACUUCUAUUUAGUUUUGAAUGGAAGAUGUUGGAACAAAGCUUGUCAAUUUUUUUGUAAGUGAAACAGAAUAAAAAUUUUACAAAGAA